CCUAUCCGCGCGGGUAGAGAGAGGGACGUCCACGUCGCCUUGCUGGCAAAACAGCAAAACGAACUUCUCAAGAGGGUGCAGGUUUCACCAGCUUGUUGCCCCCUUGCCCCCCUCUCCGCAGAGGACGCCCCAGCAUCGUCGGCCAACUAGAUGGCGUGUUUCGGGGUGAAGUAGUGUGGAAAUGAGAGGCGAGCCUCGACACCGCUGAGCUGGGCGGAUUAGACGUCACCGCUAAAGCGGACAGAAAAACUAUCCACUGGCACGGCUUCAUCAAAGAGAAAUGCACGAUUGGCCGAAAAUGAAAUGCAUUUCAAUUUCUGCUGCAGACGAAUUGGGGGACAACCAUGUUCUACUUCACCUCGUCCGAGGGCCACACCAUUUACAUGGGCAAGGACAAAUUCGAGAACGAAGACCUCGUCCGCUACGGGUUCAUGGAGGACAUUUGGUUUCAUGUCGACGACUUAUCUUCUGCGCACGUCUACCUUCGACUUCCUCUGGUCAGUUUGGAUGGGAUGAUUGGAAUGCCGAUGCACUUGCUCAUGCGCGUGUUCUGUUGAACCAGGGCAAAACUAAAGUGGACGAUGUUUCGGAAACGUGUCUGGAGGAAUGUGCCCAGCUGGUCAAGGAAAACUCGAUAGAAGGAAGUAAAAAGAAGAGUGUUAGUGUCUGCUACACAAGGUGGCGGAAUUUGAAAAAGACGCCGUCCAUGGAAGUUGGCCAAGUGGGCUUCCACCACCCCGAACGAGUUCGGCAUUACAAGGUUGAGGAGAAGAACAAGGACAUUAUCAAGAUGCUCAACAAGACGAAGCAAGAGUCCCAUCCCGACUUGGAAGAGGAGCGUCGGCAGCGCGAGCUGCUGUACAAGGCCGAGCGCAAGAAGCAGCGUCUGCAGCUGGAGGGAGAGCAGCGCAAGGCAAAGAUGGAGUACAAACAUCAGAAGGAUCUACGUAGCUACUCAUCCCUCUUGUCUAGAGACAACAUCGAAUCAGGCGACAAGUUAGAGGCUGCUGCCGAUCUCAGUAGCGUCAAUGCGUACGAAGAGGACUUCAUGUGAUCGCAAAACUUGUUGCACGCUUCAACUUGAAGCACGAGGAUCGUCUGCUUUUUUUUUCCAAUAAAAAUCGUUAUGUGCGACACACAA
Messenger RNA from Phytophthora nicotianae INRA-310, 1141 nucleotides. Its product is annotated as coiled-coil domain-containing protein 25, variant 1. The transcript has 9 exons. The coding region runs from base 281 to 1054 and encodes 257 amino acids. NCBI's taxonomy places the organism in Eukaryota, Oomycota, Peronosporomycetes, Peronosporales, Peronosporaceae. The record is from RefSeq and is a predicted model, not a curated record.